GCACUGGCCCCGGCCCUGAGCGCCAUGAGUCGGGGCAGCUCCGAGAGGGAUCUGGCGGCCGGGUUGCAGGCGGAGGCGGUGGCCCCUGCCAAAGCGGGGGCAGAGGCCAAGGCAGUGGCGGAGCCCACAGCGGAGACCAAAGCGGAGCAGGUCCGUGUGGACGCGGGCGCAGCCGGGGAGCCCGAGAGCAAGGCUAGGGAGCUGCAGCCCAAGGUCCCGGCCUCGGCGCAGCCCCGCGCAGCCGAGGAGGGGGACGUUCGUACUCCCCUGCGGCCACUGCCCACGCUGACCCCGGCCAACCCGAAGCCAGCGCUGGCGCGGGGCCACUGCCUACAUGGGAAGUCCAGGAGCAAGUGCAGAAGCUGCAAGCGGAGCUCGGGCCCGCGUUCCGAUGAGUACAGCCUGCCGCGGCCCGUCACCGUGGACAGCUCCAAGGCCAGGACCUCUCUGGACGCCCUAAAGAUCAGCAUCCGACAGCUCAGGUGGAAGGAGUUCCCAUUUGGCCGGCGCUUGCCUUGUGACAUCUACUGGCACGGAGUUUCUUUUCACGACAAUGACAUAUUCUCCGGUCAAGUGAACAAGUUUCCAGGCAUGUCGGAGAUGGUGCGUAAAAUUACCCUGAGCAGAGCGGUGAGAAUCAUGCAGAAUCUCUUUCCUGAGGAGUACAACUUCUACCCUCGCUCCUGGAUUCUGCCUGACGAGUUCCAGCUCUUUGUUGCUCAGGUUCGCAUGGUGAAAGAUGAUGACCCGUCCUGGAAGCCCACUUUUAUUGUGAAACCUGAUGGUGGCUGUCAGGGUGAUGGAAUCUACCUCAUUAAGGACCCCAAUGACAUCCGCCUGGCAGGGACCCUGCAGAGCAGGCCGGCGGUGGUCCAGGAGUACAUCUGCAAACCUCUCCUUAUCGACAAGCUCAAGUUUGAUAUUCGUUUGUACGUCUUACUAAAGUCCUUGGAACCCUUAGAAAUUUAUAUAGCCAAAGACGGACUCUCGAGAUUUUGUACAGAGCCAUAUCAGGAGCCCAGCCCCAAAAAUCUGCACCACGUCUUUAUGCACUUAACCAACUACUCACUGAACAUCCACAGCGGCAACUUCAUCCAUUCAGACAGUGCUAGCACAGGGAGCAAAAGGACUUUCUCAAGCAUCCUCUGUAGGUUGUCCUCCAAAGGCGUUGACAUCAAGAAGGUCUGGUCCGACAUCAUCUCCGUGGUGAUCAAGACCGUCAUUGCCCUGACCCCAGAGCUCAAAGUCUUCUAUCAGUCAGAUAUCCCCGCCGGGAGGCCGGGCCCCACGUGCUUCCAGAUUUUAGGCUUUGACAUUCUUCUAAUGAAAAAUCUGAAGCCUAUACUCCUUGAAGUGAACGCAAACCCCAGCAUGAGAAUCGAGCACGAGCAGGAGCUUUCUCCAGGGGUGUUUGAAAAUGUCCCCAGCUUUGUUGAUGAAGAAGUGAAGGUGGCUGUGAUCAGAGACACUCUGCGCCUCAUGGACCCUCUUAAGAAGAAAAGAGACAGCCAGUCUCAGCAGCUUGAAAAGCCCUUACCUGGAAAGGAAGAGCUUUUGGAUGGCGAGCAGACCGGCGCCCCCCACGGCGUUGUCAAUCCCGAAGCCCACCUGCCCUCCAUUUGCCUCAAGCAGGUGUUCCCCAAGUACGCAAAGCAGUUCAACUAUCUGCGCCUGGUGGACAGGAUGGCCAAUUUGUUUAUCCGCUUCCUGGGAAUCAAGGGAACCAUGAAGUUGGGGCCGACAGGCUUUCGCACCUUCAUAAGGAACUGCAGACUCAGCAGCAGCAGCUUGUCUAUGGCUGCCAUAGACAUCCUCUACAUCGACAUCACAAGGAGGUGGAACUCAGUAACCCUGGACCAGCGGGACUCAGGGAUGUGUCUGCAGGCGUUCGUGGAGGCUUUCUUUUUCCUGGCUCAGAGGAAGUUCAAGAUGAUGCCACUGCACGAGCAGGUGGCCUCGCUGAUCGACCUGUGCGAAUACCACCUGUCUCUGCUCGAUGAGAAACGCCUGGUGUGUGGCCGGGCUGGCCACUCAGGGGGCCAUUCCGCCCACAGCAGCACCGCCCCGGGGCAUUCUACCUUGACUCAGCUGACAGGGAGCAACCCUGCACCCCGCACAAACUACACCAGUAAGCUGUCCUAUCCCAGACAUACUCUGUCCUGAGA
Messenger RNA from Otolemur garnettii (small-eared galago), 2165 nucleotides. It is a transcript of the gene TTLL11, whose product is annotated as tubulin tyrosine ligase like 11. The annotation marks the transcript as partial. Gene Ontology annotation, molecular function: tubulin-glutamic acid ligase activity; tubulin binding. Gene Ontology annotation, biological process: protein polyglutamylation; microtubule cytoskeleton organization. The transcript is spliced from 10 exons. Gene Ontology annotation, cellular component: cilium. The record is from RefSeq and is a predicted model, not a curated record. NCBI's taxonomy places the organism in Eukaryota, Metazoa, Chordata, Mammalia, Primates, Galagidae.